This is a messenger RNA of Priapulus caudatus, 1477 nucleotides long. RefSeq names its product protein SPEC3-like. The record is from RefSeq and is a predicted model, not a curated record. NCBI's taxonomy places the organism in Eukaryota, Metazoa, Priapulida, Priapulimorpha, Priapulimorphida, Priapulidae. The coding region runs from base 16 to 390 and encodes 124 amino acids. The transcript is spliced from 3 exons.
GCGGCCAAGGAGGUGAUGAACAGUCCGGAUUCGUGGAUCCGCUCGUCGAUUCCCGUGCUGCCGCGCUGGCUGUCUGUGGUUUGCCUCGUCCUCAAUAUCGUUCUACCGGGAACCGGUACGAUGCUAGGUGGAGCGUCGGUCUUCUGCUGCAGCAGUACACGCGUUCAGAACGGCAAGGACGACGCCAACCUGAGAACGUUCUGCGUUAGUCUUUGGGUUGGCAUUGCUCAGAUGUUCACUGUGACGUUCCUGCUCGUAGGCUGGUUCUGGAGCAUCUCCUGGGGCGUGUAUAUGGUAUCUCUGACAAGGGAGGCAAAACGGAAACGCAAUAAGCAACUGACGGCACUGGCUCUGAACGCCUUCGGAGGGAGCAGGACUUCACACAGUUGAUAGGAAGUACGCGGACGCGGAAAACGACACAAGAGCAUUCCACUCUGCUUUCGACAAUUGGCAACCACAGCGUCAUGCAGCCCUCAACCCGCUCAUCCACCAUGCACUAUGUUACCACGCUUCAUCUACGUCACCGGUCUUCAGUCACACGUUAUCAGUCACGUCAUCAGUCCGUCAAUCACGUCACUAGCACCUCUAGCUGUUACGUCACCGGCCGCUCGGACACGUAACCAACCGCCAUCUUUGCCACCAGCCCUCAGUUGCGUCACCAGUCUCAUCUACUUCAUACGCCUUUGGCUACGAUAUUUUGACCCCCCCCCCAUCUGUGUCACCAUUCAUCACCCGCGUCACCAACCCUCUGCCACGUAAUCAGCUUUUAUAGGCGCGCCUUUAGCUUUUAGCGAUCACACCAGACCAGCCUGUUCAGACAACUAUAUCACCAUUCCUUAGCCGCAUUACUAUAGCUCGAACAUGUCACUAAUCAUCAGCUAGGCACGUAACCCGCAUCUCACCAUCCUCAUUGGAACCUAAUACCAGUGGCAGUGAUCCGUCUGUCUAACCACACGCGCACUAGCUAUAAUUUGAUGUUUAACUAUUCACGUAUGAAGGUAUACGUGAGAGGUUAAUUCUUGUGCAACGAAGCAUUUCAAAAUGUCUCCCGUAGAGGGGAAUCGUAUUGAAGAUCUACCAAUAUAUAUAUACAGUAUAUAUAUAUGCAACUUUGGGCAUUUACGGAAUUAGACAUCCCACAGAUUUGUGUUAAGCAACGUGUUAAACCCACUUGCGCUCAUUGCAACUAUCCCGUUUUCCCGGGACAGCAAACAAAUCGGAGAUACAGUUAUAUCAGCCCGUUGGAGGAUGAACAAAAAAUAUUAAGCUAAAUUCAGUCGUGUAUUCUAGUCUAACCUAGUCAUACGUGUAUAAAUCUUUCCAGUUUGUUCAAAAUAUUAUAAAAUAUGCCAUUGCCUAUUUAUUAAUAUACGUUAGGUCAAUUAUGUGUGGCACCCCAAUAUUUUUAAUAAUCAGUUUAAUUCUAUUAUAAUAGAAGUUACAUAUGUAUGUUAAUACGUACGUACACGCGCGCACA